GGCCUUUCCAGUUUUAUGCGAAGCCCAAAAUUGAAAAUCCCAAAUCAGAAUUAUCUUUCUGCUUCGUCGUCGAGUUGUGCAAAACCCCCAAAAGUAACCAAUCCCAAUUCUCAACCUAGCAAUCGCAGCAGGCCUCUUCGGCUCCUCCAUCUUGCUGCCGGGCGGACGGCUCAGCCGCUAUUCAUCAAGAUCCGCCCCUGAACUCACCAAGAGCCACUGAAAACAGAUAUAGAAGAACUGAGAGGAGGCCUAUUCCGAUGCCGGCUCCUAAAAAAAUUAUAUUGCCAGGCUGCCAGCCCACUGCCUAAAGGGAGGAACUUCCCGUAACCCAACCCGGCAGUUUCGUUCGGUGAAUCGCAAGGAGGUAAGAUCGCUGUCGGCCAGCCGCCGUCCCGCAGCCUCGCACGCGGCAGCUGCCUCACGCCGCCGCAUCCCCUCACGCCGCACGACACUGCUGCGUGGUAGCUUGCUUCUCACAAUCUCACUUUUCAGCUUGUGGCCUUGUGGGAGUUCUGGCUGAGUGGCUGGCUUCCGUAGCUCCGCUAAUCGCCCCAGCCCUAGGAAACAGAUGAAUUACAACAAGCCACUAAAGUUGUUUCCAGAAGUGAUGAAGUCUCGUGGGCGUUUGCUUGGUUUAGAUGUGGGCUAUAAGUAUGUUGGUCUGGCUGUUUCUGAUUUUGAAAACAAAAUAGCAUUACCAUUGAGUGUGCUGGUUCGCAAAAAAUCAAAUAUUGACUUGAUGGCCACUGAUUUCCAGUCUCUUAUCUCUAGACUUUCUUUGGAGGGAUUUGUUUUUGGCUACCCUUUUGAUCGCCAAAAAAACAACCCCACUGCUGUGCAAGUUAAACUGUUGAUUGAUGAUCUUUCUCAAACUGGGAAACUUGAUGGUGUGAAAUAUACUUUUUGGGAUGAAAGCUUCACAUCAAAGAGUGUAGAGAUGUUAUUGAAGCCUUUAAAUUUGCACCCUGUUCAGUCGAAGACCAUAUUGGACAAAUUUGCUGCUGUUGAAAUACUUCAGGGGUACUUGGAUUUUGUAAACAGAAGUGAUCGGCUAAAGUUACAAAGUGGCAAUGCUAAUUCUUCAAUAAGAAGUGAUGGGGGAGAAUGAAGAGCAGCCAUCUCUUGUUAUUGAACCUUCAAUGCGUAAGUUCAUGUUUGGUUGGUUCAAACAUGAUACAAAGAAGAUGUCCAGAUACAAAGUCAAAUUGAACAAAGUCCAAAGAGGCAAAGAUAUGCUUGGAGGAGGUGAAAGCGGUGAUUUAUGAUUUAUGAGAGGAAAUAAUUGGGGUCCAGGCUGAUGUUUGUUAUGUCAAAGCAGCUUUGCAUUCUCAUAUUGAAGAAAUUAAGAAUUUUAGGUAUUUAGGUGGAGUUGUAAUGGUUGCAAUCAUAGCAAUUUGUAUGUUCAUUUUGAUAGUACGAGUGAAUCGAUGGAGUUGUAAUGUAGCUUAUGUAGCAUGUUUGUGCUCAUAUUUGUUCUCCUGUGGUGAUUCAUUGUAAGAAUUGUCCUGAGAAUUAUAAAAAGGAUUGAAAUAAAUUAUUUGUCAUCAUCAUUAUCCCAGUGCCACAAAGGCUCUUCACUUACGGUGGGUUAAGGUAAUAAAUUAUUUGUGUUGCA
Messenger RNA from Cuscuta epithymum, 1615 nucleotides. The record is from the annotation of a GenBank genome assembly. Lineage: Eukaryota; Viridiplantae; Streptophyta; Magnoliopsida; Solanales; Convolvulaceae.